ACACAAAAUACAAGCAUCCAAGGAUCGCAAAAUACACAACUAAAGCCAUCGCAGCAUAUUACCCAGAUAGAAAAUGGGGAGGCCAAGAGUACGUAUCUAUGAACUGGAUGAGACGAGUGUGGUACGAGUCGAGGCUCCACAGUUGAUGUCUAUGAUAGAGUGUUUGAAAUGACCUCUGUAUUGACUGGGUUAAUCAUAUUGGUUCGCCAUGGGGAAUCUGAAGGUAACUGCGACAAAUCGGUGAACUGCCAUAUCGCAAACCAAAAGAUACGGCUCACCGCCACAGGCCACCAGCAGGCUGCACUCGCAGGGAUUCGCCUCCGAAACGAGCUCAAAGAGGAUGAUAAAAUUCUCUUCUACACCUCCCCUUACUUGCGUGCCAGACAGACGUGCACAGGCCUCAUAAACGGGAUUGAGGGACACUAUCCAUACGAGGUGGCAGAAGAGCCGCGGAUGCGAGAGCAAGAUUUCGGGAACUUUCAGUCUUCUUCUCUGGAAAUGGAAAUGAUCUGGAAGGAAAGAGCGCAUUACGGGCACUUUUUCUACCGUAUCCCCGACGGUGAGUCUGCGGCCGACGUUUAUGAUAGAGUGGCGGGCUUCAACGAGACUUUGUUCCGACAGUUCCAGCAGCCGGACUUCCCAAGUGUAUUGGUUCUCGUCACACACGGGAUCUGGGCGCGAGUCUUCUUGAUGAAAUGGUUUCGAUGGACGUACGAGGAGUUUGAAUCGUUACGAAACAUCCCGCACUGCCAGUUCUUGAAUAUGGAGCGUGAGGAUGAACUGGGCCGUUACGAGCUAAAGACACAGUUGUUGAAGUGGGAUGACGUGCUGGACGACGAGAUUGAUUUGGAAAUGGAUAAUGAUCGCGCGUUGCUUGCGGAACUAAAGUUCAACUCGAAGGGUAAGUUGGACGAUGAGUCGUUGACAAACGUGUUGAACGCGGAGAAAUCCGCCAAAAAGUCACAAAGAGAGAAAGGCAGGGAGAUCAAAAAGGAAUAUGAGAAAUACCGUAAUCGGGUUAACAGUAACUGCGAGUAA
Molecule: messenger RNA, 1038 nt
Organism: Babjeviella inositovora NRRL Y-12698
Lineage: Eukaryota; Fungi; Ascomycota; Pichiomycetes; Serinales
Product: acid phosphatase
Exons: 2
Coding region: 169-1038 (289 amino acids)
Molecular function (GO): phosphatase activity
Source: RefSeq, a predicted model, not a curated record